AUGUUCGAACUUCCAAAGGAAACGGGAGUUGAAGAUUAUCUGUUUGGAGAUUCUGCAGAAACGGCUCGAUGGGCUGAGGGAUUGGGUCUCCAGCCUCUGGGGAACGAAGAGGAAAUGGAUGAAGAUAAUAACGAUUCUGACUUCAAGAACAUCAAUCCUUCACAGGGUGGCUACGAUACCACACGAUAUCCCAAUAACUCCGAACUUGAACAUGAAUCCGCCACCGCAGAUCCCGAGCUCGCAGCAACCGGCAUCAUCCUCCCGGCCACAUUUCCAAAUCCCUCCCAUCCCUCUUCCGAAGAAGAAAUCGAAGCCAUCCCCCGACCAGUACCCUACCUCUCUCUCCGCAACCCCGGCCCCUUCAACAUCUUUCAGUCCCUCCUCCUCACACCCGAAAUAAUACUCGAAUUCAUCCUUCACCUCUCCCCCAAGAACCUCCUCACACUCUACUCCAUCUGCCGACCCUUCCACACCAUCCUCUCGCACUGGAUGGCGCACGCCAUCAAAUCCAUCGUCAAAUAUCAAGCCCCCUACUCCUACACCAUCUACCCCUUCUACCUCUACCGCGAGCUCAGCAUCCCCGACCCCCUCGGCACGCCCCACUCCUCCGGUCAAAUACGCCGCGUCCCCAGCCUCAAAUACCACCAAAUGGUGCUCCACCGCUGCCGCGUCAUCCGCGACAUCCUCGCCUCCCUCGCACGCCACCGUCUGCGCUGUCCCCCCGGUACAAACCACUCCCUCAAAAAAGUCUGGUUCCUCAUGGACCUCUCCACAACCCUCGACCGUGUCCGCCUAAUCCACAACCGCACCUUCUUCACAGACCACGAUCUCUACAACAUCCAACACUUCAUCGUGAAACUUGACAUGCGCCUCAACUGUCCCACCGACGGACCCGGCUCCGAUUUCCUCCGCAAACUGAUGCUCGGCCAGCGGGGUCUCACCCCGCUCUUCCGAUUACUGACUCGAACCGGUUUUACAGAUCUCUACGAACUGUACCAAUACAGCGUACGCUAUUCCUACACUCCCCUCACCCCCGCCCCCGAUCUGCACCUCGGACUUUUCGACGUCCCCGCGAAUGAGAUCGGGAUCGCGCAUCUCGAGGGCUGGGGAAAAGGAUCCAAACAUCUCAUGCGCAUCGAUGAGCUCGUGAUGCGGGAAGCGACGCGCAGAGAAUUGGGAUUCAAAGAACACAUCAUGAUGAUGCUACUCUGGGGCUAUGUGGAUCCGCUAACGGGGGAGAAUCUGCAGCCGAGCAGAGAGGAAAUGUAUAUGAGUGAUGGGGAGGACCAGGAAGCGGAGAGUGAGGGGGAUCCGUGGGAGGGGACGGGGAUGAAUAUGCAGAGGUUGGAACAGGUUGUUUUGGGGAGGGCGGAGGAGAGUGAUGCGGAUGGGGAUGAGGAGCAGGAGGGAGAAGAGGAAUGGGAAGAUGAAAAUGAAUUUGAGGAUGAUCCUUGGUUGUGA
Molecule: messenger RNA, 1461 nt
Organism: Botrytis sinoallii
Lineage: Eukaryota; Fungi; Ascomycota; Leotiomycetes; Helotiales; Sclerotiniaceae
Exons: 1
Coding region: 1-1461 (486 amino acids)
Biological process (GO): rRNA processing
Cellular component (GO): sno(s)RNA-containing ribonucleoprotein complex; Mpp10 complex; nucleus
Source: RefSeq, a predicted model, not a curated record